Messenger RNA from Penicillium malachiteum, 1725 nucleotides. RefSeq lists its product as uncharacterized. The transcript has a single exon. Lineage: Eukaryota; Fungi; Ascomycota; Eurotiomycetes; Eurotiales; Aspergillaceae. The record is from RefSeq and is a predicted model, not a curated record. Bases 1 to 1725 code for a protein of 574 amino acids.
AUGACAUGGAAUGAACUCCGCAACGCGCUUGCAAUUCGACGUGGAGCAACAGACCACUCUGCAAAGCUGGAGCCAUAUGAAAAACAAGUUCAUGACCUCUGUGGAUCACUUCUCUUAUUUGACCGCUCAUCAAAGGACAACGAGGAAAAUCCCAAAGUCAAGUUUUGUCACAAAACUAUCGCCGAUUUCCUAAAACAAGAUCCCGAUGAUCUGUUCCUUGAUAGAUCCUUCAGCCAGCAUUCAGACAAGCUCCCACUGAUAAGGAAAUUCUUCGUUGAUCCCACCAAUGCAGCCACCCAAAUUGGACUUGACUGUCUCACUCUCUUGCAGUAUGAUUGCUACAAUCAGCUCGAAAAUGUGAAAGCCGCACUGGCAGGGGACAGUAUUUCAAAUGCCUUCUUGAAGUAUGCAGCUGCAUUCUGGUUCUUGCAUCUUGAGCAAGGGAAUCGAAACAAGGAAGUUCAUCAUGCAAUCAGGGCGUUCAUGCAGAGUCCCAACUUUUGGACCUGUGUGGCUGUUCAAAGCCAUGUUGUGCCCUACGUCUUCGGUCGUUACGCAGAGACAGCUCCUGGUUGCUACCAAAUGGGUCUUCGUCGAGCGGAUCUCUGUGAGCAAGAUUCUUUCGGCGUUCCAUUGCCUACCUGGCUGGAGCACCAACAAGCUGCAGAUUUAGAUCGCGACUUUUGUUCUUUUGUAAGUGACUGGCAUGAGGUCCUGGCUUUCCGACCUGGAGUCUUGAGCCAGUGUGUUCGCUUGACUCCCAUGAAAUCCAAGCUCGGGACGAAUCUCCAUCAGCCUGAAAGAGUACGUGUUUGGCGGGCAACUGAGAAGAUGAAUCUCGCAAAUCUUUCGCACCUUUCCAUCAGCUCGGUCCACCUAUCGAAGGGGAAAUUGUUUGCUGAAAUGAUAUCUUGUCAUGAGAGCGUGUCAACAGACCAGUGGCGAUACCACCGUGUGCCGGUCUUUUCCAAGGGCGUUGAAAUACACGCUCCCCUUAAGAUUGAUCUUGCAAGUGUGAAGCCAUGCGGUCAAUGCAGUAACUUCCAGCUUAAAAACAUCGAUGGGAAAUUCUGUUUCAUGGCAUUUGACGAAGUAAAUCUUGUGUUUAAGUGCUCUGCCGGAGAUUCCGAGUUGUGCGAUGUUUACGCGGCCCCCGACACAUUCCAGAGCGCUAAGCCGGGUCAUGAGUGGAAAGUCAUCUGGAAGGACUGCCAGGUUACAGACCAUGGAACGGCUGCAAUGUUUCAUGUCUCGCAAAAAAUCAUUAAAGUGGAAAGUUCUGAGGAAUUUGACUCAGAUUGCUAUUCAGACUCAGAUGCGGAUUCUGACUCCGACUCUGGCUCUGGCUCGGAAUCUGGUUCAGAUUCAGAGACAAACUCCUCGGUCUCAAAUGAUUCGGGCUAUGAUGAUAAUCAGGGUCCGAAGCACCGUUUUAAGGGGCCUAUACUGGACUGGCUGAUCGUUGUCCUUGACCCGCGCAGACCACUAUGGAUUCCGAUCUCAUUAGACAACCGCCAGCGUGGUGGUGUUGCGUAUACAGUCCAUCCAUCCCUGCCUUUGCUUGUAUGUCAGGUAAAAGGUCAGCGUAUUCACGCUGAUCUCAACACUGGGAAGUGGGGUACUUGGAAAGAACUUGCGGACUUGGAAGAUGUUGAGACAGGUAUUUUCUCACAACGUAAGGAAUCCUUAAGGUUAAUUCAUCUCUUAAUGAAUGCAUCAUGCUAA